AGGCCUAAAAAUCUAAAAGACGCUGUUGCUUGAGCCAGAACUUCUUCUUUCCUUUGCUGCAUUACCAAAACCCUGAUAAACCCUAAACCCAACAACCCUCAGAGGCUAAUCUGCGCAAUGGAUGAGAAAGAAGCAUCGGCAUCAGCUUCAGCUUCAGCGCCAUACCCUAACCCCGUACAAUCAAGUGAAUGCGAAGAGUGCAAGUCAAAUUCAUGGAAAUACAAAUGCCCUGCUUGCUCUAUACGCACGUGUAGCCUUCCUUGUGUCAAAUCCCACAAGGAAAGAACUGGCUGUACUGGAAAAAGAUCGCUCACUGAUGUCGUCCCUUUAUCCCAAUUCAACGAUAACAUUCUUUUAUCAGAUUAUAACAUGCUUGAGGAUGUUAAGAGAGUUGCUGAAUCAGCUAAAAGAAUGAGACAGAAGCUAUGUGGCUACUCUCAUUUUAGGCUUCCUUUACAUCUGAAGAAUCUUCUGCGAGCUGCUUCUGAUCGUAGGACCAAAAUACUCUUCCUAUCAAGCGGAAUGUCGAGAAGAUUGAAAAAUCAAACUUAUUACAAUGAAAGGAAAAAGUUCAUAUCUUGGACAAUUGAAUGGCGUUUUCACUCGACAGAUAUUGUGUUGAUUGAUCAUGGAGUACAUGAAGACACAAGCCUCUGCUCUGUGAUUGAGAAUCAUUUGAAACCAGGCCCUUGGAAUCAUCCAUUGAGGCAAUUCUUUGAAGAGCCACUGGAUUCUCUUAAACUUUUCAUCCGCAAAAAUCCAAAGGGCACACAAUCACCUUUUUAUCAGUUGGAUAUAAAGGCUUCGCUGCGUGAACAACUAGCCACUAAGGUUGUCCUAGAGUACCCUGUCAUUUAUGUUUUCCUGCCAUCGCACAGCUGUGAUUUUGAAGUAAUCAAAUAUUCUGUCCCUCUAAGAGUGGAGCAAAAUGAGCUCGAUUGUGAUAGCCGAAGUCCCAAGGGAGUAAUGUUCAGGGAGGAGGAUAUAGAAGAUGGUGGAUCUUUAAACCCACACGUUUCAGAUCUCUUCACUUAUACCAACUUAAAUGUGGCAUCCAAGUCAUCUGCCAAUAAAAAGGAGACCAACAAAUUGGAAGCGAGCAGAGGUGCCAGAUCAUUUGUAAAUGAACAUUUUAAUGAAGAUGACCAACAUAUAUGUGAUGACACAUACUCAGAUCUUGAUCUGGUUCAUUCAUUUAUGAAAGAAAAGGAUCUGGGGGUAAAAGAGGACUGUUCAUACUUGUGUGAUGUUUUACCUGUGGAAGGAGAAUUUGAGGAAGGAGAGAUAGCAUUCAAGUCAUCUACGGAAAAAAGGGAGACUAACAAAUCUGUAUUAUCAGAAGGCCAAAGUUCCAAAUCAUUUGUAAGUGGACUUCUUAAUGAAAAUGACAAAGAUAUAUGUGAUGAUACAUACUCAGAUCUUGAUUUGUUUCUUUCAUCUAUGAACGAGAAGGAUCUGGGGGAAAAACAGGACUAUACAUAUUUGAGUAAUGUUCUACUCGUGGAUGAAGAAUUGGAGGAAGGAGAGAUAGCUUGACUUCUUCUUUUCCAAUUCCUUGUUGCUAAUGGUAGUUAAAUGCACCAAAAGUCGAGUCAUUGUUAUGGUGGACUGGUGCUAGUGGUACAAACCAGGCUUGGCGUGUCAAGUAAAUACUUGCUUUUUGUGCCACUGACUUGCAUAAUAUAGUCAGAAAGAUAAUUGAUAGCAGAAUUUCUGAAUAUGGCUUCCUGAAGAAAUUUUCACUUCUGAAUUGUUGGAGGAGCAUUAUAACCAUAUUCUGCGGGUUUCUGGUCCGGAUUCUCUUACAGCCCUUUUUUGUGGGAUGUGAAAGAUCCAGACAUGGUUGUCGUUGACAAAAUUUUAAUUAUAACUGAGAGCUGUCUCUACAAUGAGAAGGUCCUAAAUGAGAUCAGUCGGAUUGCAGAAUCUGCUAGCUGUUCACUUUCCAGUUCUAGCUGAUAUCUGGAGUAAUAUGCACAUUUAAGCAAUGGUUUCUUAUGCUACCCUUUCUUAUUCGGUUAUCAACAGCAUAUCAUUUUUCUGGUGCCAAAGGAGACGCAAACCUCUGCAGUUCUUGAUCCAUUGCUUAGUAUAACCCUAUAAAUAGUUCUCAGGAAUGAUGUUCAUCUGGGGUGAUCAGGCGCACCCAUUUUGUUGUCUACAUUCCUCCCUUUUGUUUUCUUAAAGAACUUGGUUCAUUCGACAAUUGGCAAUUGGAUGUGUUUUUUCAUAUGUAAUUUAUGAGUUUUAGCCCUGCAGAAAUGGGGUACUUGAAAUGUAAUGUCGUUUCCACCAGAACGAUAAAUGUUCCAAGAAGUGUUUGAUAUCUA
Messenger RNA from Nicotiana tabacum (common tobacco), 2330 nucleotides. RefSeq lists its product as uncharacterized. The record is from RefSeq and is a predicted model, not a curated record. NCBI's taxonomy places the organism in Eukaryota, Viridiplantae, Streptophyta, Magnoliopsida, Solanales, Solanaceae. Gene Ontology annotation, cellular component: nucleus; pre-snoRNP complex. Gene Ontology annotation, biological process: maturation of LSU-rRNA from tricistronic rRNA transcript (SSU-rRNA, 5.8S rRNA, LSU-rRNA); box C/D snoRNP assembly; snoRNA localization.